Molecule: messenger RNA, 673 nt
Organism: Pyrgilauda ruficollis (rufous-necked snowfinch)
Lineage: Eukaryota; Metazoa; Chordata; Aves; Passeriformes; Passeridae
Product: ceramide synthase 4-like
Biological process (GO): ceramide biosynthetic process
Cellular component (GO): membrane
Molecular function (GO): sphingosine N-acyltransferase activity
Source: RefSeq, a predicted model, not a curated record
UUGGAGAUUUACAUUGUAUUUCACCUCAUUCUUCUCUGGACUGGCUCUUCUCCAUGAUGAACUCUGGUUUUGGGACCACACCAUGUGCUGGCUGAAAUUUCCACAACAGCCUCUACCACCCAUAUUUGGCUGGUUCUACCUCCUGGAGCUCUCCUACUGCUCCCUGAUGGCCACCCUGCCCUUUGAUAUGAAGAGGAGGGACUUUAAGGAACAGAUUGUUCACCACAUCGCCACCAUCACUCUGAUCUUUGUCUCCUACUGUGCCAGUAUGAUACGGUUUGGGAUGAUAGUCAUGCUGGUCCAUGUUGCCUCUGAUUAUAUUUUAGAGCUUGCCAAGAUACUCCAUUACCUGAAAUGAAGGGUCUGUGAAGCAGUAUUCAGUGUUUCUGUUGUGGUUUUCAUCAUCUCCUGGCUUGUCAUUUUCCCAUUAAUUGUAUAUUAUUACUUCAUUACAAAAGUUUCAUUGUUCCUCAUAAGCUGUCUCAUAAAUGCUUUCCUGGUGAUCCUGCAGUUGUUACACAUUUUCUGGUCCUAUGUGAUCAUUUGAUCUUCAAUGUCAUCCUCUGUGAUGAGGUAUGAAAAGUCUUUGUCUCCUUUGUGCCACCACUGGUCAUGGGAGAACAUGAGGUUCAGGGUGACUCCUACCUGCCUGCAGGAAGGAAGGAGAGAAUGA